Messenger RNA from Halichondria panicea, 2088 nucleotides. RefSeq names its product membrane cofactor protein-like. The transcript has 7 exons. Bases 248 to 1921 code for a protein of 557 amino acids. Gene Ontology annotation, molecular function: protein binding. NCBI's taxonomy places the organism in Eukaryota, Metazoa, Porifera, Demospongiae, Suberitida, Halichondriidae. The record is from RefSeq and is a predicted model, not a curated record.
AAAGGAAUAUUCAUGAUGCAUAUGAACUACUGUGAUUGCUUAGAUGUUGAUGUACAAUGUAAAAAUAAAUAGCUGAAAAACAGCUAGUGUGCGACUUAACAGUUGCACUAUAAUCUAAUCCUCAAAGCUAUCUAUCUUGCUGGCUAUAAAAAGUAAAGAUCCACUACACAAUAAACAUCAACUGAGACAAUGAGACUGGUGGUCUGCAUGAGCACAAUUACACAGCAUAAAAAUAGGCGGCAAAACCAUGAGAAACAAAAUCAAAAAUAGGAAUUUUUUAGCAAAGCCACUAUGCAUGUGUUGUCUGGUUUUGUGUAUCAGCAAAUAUUAUUCAUACAACAGCAGGAAGUGUAAUUAUGAGGUAAAAACAGGUUGUCUAGUCAGCAAUCACAUUGAAAUGCAACCUUCUGAGAUGACACUAAUAGAGAUACUAAAGCUCAUAGUUCUUCUGCUUUGCUUUCUGGCUGGCUUCAGCACUGCACAAUAUUCAGUGAGUGUGGAGAGACCAUGUCCAAUGGAAACAGUCACUUUCACCUGCACAGCUCCUGGAGAUACCUUGAGAUGGGAGCUAUCAGAUGUUUCUCGCAUCACUAUUCGCUCCACCUCUGGUCUCAAUGUACCACUAAUGCCUCAACCAGGUUACACUGUGACAUUGAUUGCAUUUGAUGACACUACAUUAACAUCUACUCUGUCAAGAACAGCAGAGAAUGGGAUCACUGUGUCCUGUGUGGGUACUGUGUCUACCCUGACCACUAUAGGAUCUUCAACGAUUCAUUUGGUUGAUCUACCAGGACCACCGUCCACAAUAAGGCAUUCCAUUUCAAGCAGCUCAGCCAAUGAAGUCAGUGUAUCUGUACAGUGGGACCCUCCUACUGAGACUGGUGGUAGAGAUGACCUCACCAACACAGUGACCAUCUCACCUCCGGCCCAGCUCUCUGCUACUGUUCUCACAUCCACCUCUGUCACUGUGACUGCUCAAUACAAUGUGGACUACACUGUCAGUGUUGUGGCUACCAACUGUGCUGGGAACAGUACGGCAGCUGAGUACAACUUUAGGAUUGGCAACUGUCCUGUGUUGACCAACCCCAUGAAUGGAGCCUUUGGACCUGUCUCAAGCAGAUUACCAGGAUCCACAGUAACCUUCCAGUGUGACGCUGGAUAUGUAUCUGCUGUUACGAUGGUGACAUGUGAGGGUACACUGAUGUGGAGUCCAGACCCUGAGGCUAUUGAGUGUAUUUCACUAACCACACCUACUCCCACAACUCCUCCAGUGAGCUGCACAGCUCCACUAUCCUCACCACGGAAUGGCACCAUCAGUAAUCAUUCAGUACCAGCUAUUCCUGGUACACAAGUGACCUUCCAGUGUGACGAUGCACUGUUCCCUGAGGGGACAAUGACUGCCACCUGUCUAGCUACAGGAGAGUGGGACAAAAACCCAGGAGAGAUUGUCUGCAGAUAUGAGUUUUCGUGUGUCCUGCCUGCCCCUCCACUCAAUGGAACAUUACUUAACACCAACUCUCAGAACACUAACCUAGUCGAGGGCUCAGUCAUUACCUUCCAAUGUGAUCCUGGGUUCUCACCGGUGGGUGCAGUGAUUGUCACUUGUAACAACUCUGGUCUCUGGGAUCCUGACCUGGCUCUAUUGGAUUGUGUUUCUCCGACUGCUGCCACUCUAUCAAGUGGUGUAACUCUUGCCAUCGGUGUUACUACUACUUUCGUUGCCUCUACUCUCCUUGGAUUUCUCGCUGGACUCCUGGUGAUGUACUCGUUCAUGCGUAAGAAGGCAGUGUACUUCACAAGAAAAACAACAUUAUCUGCUGUAGAACCCACUAAACCAGUUGGUCCUGUUUACGAGGAGGUGUCACCCAAAGAGGAGAUUGAACUGAACACAAACCAGGCGUAUGGACCAUUAGGACUGUGAAAUUUCAUGCUACUAAUUUUAUACUAACUAUUAUUACGCAUAUGUUUUUUAGCCUGCUAUAGAUUGACUAACCAUUAAUUAUAAACAGUAAUUAUGAACAAUAGCAAUUAUAUUAAUUUUGCCAUAAUUAUUAUGGCUUGUUAUAAAAUACAUUCCAUGUACGUCAA